Molecule: messenger RNA, 1122 nt
Organism: Klebsormidium nitens
Lineage: Eukaryota; Viridiplantae; Streptophyta; Klebsormidiophyceae; Klebsormidiales; Klebsormidiaceae
Source: the annotation of a GenBank genome assembly
AUGGCGCAGCAGAUAGGAAGGAAAGUUUACGUAGUCGGGUCUGAAUGCACUUUUUGGAGGGAAUUGGAUGAAGGCCGAGUCAACUACUGGGGAACGAGGGUAGACGCUGAGGGAAAUCUUCUGUUCCUUGAAACGAAGGAAGACGAUGCUUUCCUUCAAGAACUGAAGACCGAUCUGGAGCGCAGUAAUGGAAAGAUCUACAUUGCUUGUCCUGGGUUCGCCCAGCCAACUGGAAAGAUUCUGCAUUAUUUCACAAACAAUCGGCUGUGGCCGGAAGGAGAGGAAGACGACGAGGAGUCUGUCUGUAUGGUGUCGUUGUAUGCGACAGGCUUCAGGGUUCAGCCUGGAGACCUAAAUUGGACGUGGGAUUGGGCGGCAGUAGCGGGGAGGCAACUAGAGGAUUUCUUGGAGGUUUUGAUCGAGGAGAUGAAUGGCGCGACGGAUCUUGUCCCAUCCGUGCUCGCUUACAGCAUGGGAACAGUAACGGCAACGGCUUGCCUUGCAGCAGCGGCUGAUUUGGCAAGCGAGAAGGAAGCAGUGCUGAGAGCACUAGGGGCUGGGAGAAUGGUUUAUGUUGCCGGAGUUGUCGGUGCCAGCAAAUUGUUUGAAGUUAUUGAGAGAUGCGCCCUUUCCGAGUCGGUAGUACGCAUCAUCAGCCUCGCGUCCACCGACGAUUUCUUCACGUUCGUAGCAGCGGAGCUUGCAAGAUUCAUGGGACGCAAGGAAUUUUUUACGCUUCAUUCAGUGGGAUUUGCGGACAACAGCGGUGAGCUGGCAGACCUGCUAGGUAGGAAAUGGCAAGCUGGUCACGCUUUCGGUGCUGCCUUCGAGGCGUACGAUUGCGCAGCAAUAGGGAAGGGCCAUGAUUAUAUCAGACUGGCAAGGUUCGGCCAGGUCGUCGCGCCGAUUCUCAGAGGUGCGGAUUCGGCGGCCAUCUCUCUCGUCCUUCCUCGCAUCACAAAGAGAAGGCCGUGCCUGACCAGAGAACAGAGGGUUCAGGUUUUGGCUAUCCUUGCUGCCCAGGAUCUGAGUGGCUAUGGAGAAGGCUUUAGGCAAAUUGAUGAGGUAGGAGGCUCGCAGGAGAGGCAAUGGCCUGGACGGUGGUUCUUUUACCACUUAUAA